Haliotis rubra (blacklip abalone) is the source of this 3073-nucleotide messenger RNA. RefSeq names its product ankyrin repeat and SAM domain-containing protein 1A-like. Gene Ontology annotation, molecular function: protein binding. The transcript has 17 exons. The record is from RefSeq and is a predicted model, not a curated record. Bases 528 to 2609 code for a protein of 693 amino acids. NCBI's taxonomy places the organism in Eukaryota, Metazoa, Mollusca, Gastropoda, Lepetellida, Haliotidae. Gene Ontology annotation, cellular component: cytosol.
CUGAAGAUCCACAGGGACAGAAUGAGAUAGAAAAACAGGGAGAGUCCGUAGAAUGUUCACAAGUAACAGAAGCUCAACCCUCUCCCUCACCAGAUGUGAUUCAAAGUGAUAAGGGAGAUAACUCUGUUCAGCCAGAGAGUUCCUCAGAGAUCACAAGUGACUCUGUUGAUGUCUCAAAUAACACAGAUGUAUUUAGUUCAGAUGACUGGUCACGGAGUGAAGUGUCUGCCAUCGAGAAAGAGAAGACUGAUCAUUCUGAGGACUUCUCCACAGCCACGUCUGACGAUGGACUUUCUACUUCAAGUGUCUCUGUUAUUGGAGCUUUUGAUGGAACUGAUCGUGUUCAGAAACCAAGUUCACUCGAGUUUGAGAACAAAAGGUCAAGUCGUUCCAGUGUGGACGUCCCCCUGUCUCCCACCGGCUAUGUUCAGCCCCCUACGCCGGACUACCCCCCACCCUCACCAAGCACCGCAGUGCAGGGCAUUACCCAGAAGAUAAACCCCCAGGAAAAGAGAAAAUCCAAAGACAUGGAGACCCUCACAGAAGCUUCCAUACUUGCCAGUCUCCAAAACAAGCCAGUUAAACCAGUUAAGCCAGUUAAGCCAGCAGUCAAGCCGCCGAUCAAGCCGCCGAUCAAACCGCCAGUGAAAGUUCCUGUAAAACUUCCAGCUGACAAUAACAACAUCCAGUCUGUUGACAGCAGCACCGGUGUAGAGGAGGAGGACCCAGACGCCAUGCUGCCUCCACCCAAAGUGGAGCGCAUCACCUCCAAGGUGCUGGAGACCGUCAUAGAGCGAGCAGAAGAGCCCAGUCAGUCCGGGAGUAAUGGAGAGAUUACCACAAACACGCAGAAACUCACGGAACAUGUACAGUUACGGCGAAGGAUUAGUUCCGAGAGUACCAGUGAUGCUGACACGGAAACAAGCAUAUUUGCAGGCCUGUUGCGUGGAUCCACUCCUGGAGGGCCACGAAAUGUGGUGUCCCAAAUAUGUGAAAGUGACGUAGUUCGGCAGAUCAAAACAAAACGCCAGUCCACCCCGUCGUCCUUCCUCAGCUUCGACCCCGUCAUGGAGAAAGAGGAGGAUAAGGACAACAUCGACGCCGAUGCAGUUCUCGCAGGUCUCGACGAUGCCUUGAAGAACAACGCUGCCGCCGAGAACACGAAUGGACACAAAAGUGGGGAUGACGGCAAUAUAGACGAGAGCGAGGAAUGGGCAAAUAUCGCCGCCACGUUAGCUGAGUUCGGGGUGGGCAUGGCUCGAGAGUCUGUGUUUGUACGCGAGUAUGAGGCGGACUUUGCACGGUUAUUGGCAGGUACUCACCUUGCGCCCAAAUCUCAGAAACCCUCCAACAAGAUACAGAGUGUUGGGGAAUGGCUUGAGAUGCUGGGCCUUGGACAGUAUGAAAACACUCUUGUUGCUAAUGGCUUUGAUGAUACAGAUUUCCUCGGUGGCAAUGUCAUGGAAGAGCAGGACUUGGAGAGCAUCGGCAUCACAGACACGGAGCACCGGACCAAGCUGCUGAAGGCUGCCAAUUCCUUACCUAAACUAGAACCAAUAGGUAGGUCCCUCAGAGAUCAAGCCAAGCUUCCCCCUUCAGUUGAAGAAUGGUUGAAGUCUCUUCGGCUGGAACAGUACUUAGAUACAUUUAAUAACCAUAAAUACAACACCAUGGAGCGUGUUGUCAAAGUAUGGGAGUUAGAAUUAACAAGUGUAUUAGAUAUAACAUCUAUAGGGCAUAGGAAACGAAUACUAGCCUCAUUAGGAGACCGACCUGCACCAGAGCGGAUCAACUCAUCCAGUAGUCCCAAUAUCAUCAAGAAGACCUUGACACAAGGUGUGGAGGUCAUAUCUCCAUUUGAUCACAUUGAUCUCUAUAAAGACUAUACUGGAGUCAAGUCAACGGCAGUUGACGACCCUGAGGUGCCAGAACCUUCCCAGAAUCCUUUGCUCAUGUUCGGAACUGGCAAUGAUGGUCUCAGUCAAGGCCAGCAUAUCCGUGACAGCACAAUACAUAUCCGCCCACCCCACCUGGCCCACACCACGGGGUCAGUCCGACAGUGGCGCCACCGCCCCGAGAUCCUCAUCAAGGGAUGCUGCAACUACACUGCUCAGUACCUUGGGUCCACACUGGUGAAGGAGCUAAAUGGCCCAGAAUCCACGCAAGAGGGCAUCUCAAAACUCAAGCAAAGACUACGGCGAAAACUCCAGAAAUCCACUGAUGUCAUUGCCAAAAUUCCAACUAUAAUGCUUUCCAUAUCUUACCGUGGUGUCAAGUUCAUUGAUGCCAAAUCCAAGAAAGUUAUCUGUGAUCAUGAAAUCGCCAACAUCUUCUGCGCCUGCCAGGACUCAGAGCAUCUCAACUUCUUUGCGUACAUCACGAAGGACCGAGAGACCCAGAAACACUACUGUCAUGUCUUCAGUGUGCGGAGCAGGGAAUUGGCAGGGGAGAUAAUCCUGACUUUGGGAGAAGCCUUCGAGAUUGCAUACCAGAUGGCACUGAAAGAGAAAGCUGAGGAAGAUGCAAUGGAGUUUGAGAAGAAGCUUAGUCCCAGUGACCAAGAAGACACAACUAGCGCCUCAUCAAAAGCAUCGCUCAAUACAGUAUAGCACAUACAUAAUGUGUGUUAUCUCUUUUAUAGCUGGUUCCUCAUCAGGCUACUCCAGAUCUUCCUUGGCAUCAGGAGCUCCAUACACCAAUCCGCUAACAUAGAUCCUGGCAAGUGUAUCAGCCGAAGUCAGAAGCAGCUAGCUCAAUGAGAAGUUAUUACUAAUGUCUACAGUUUUAUGAAUAUUUAGCACCAUUUAAAAGUAGUUACUGGUAUUAAUAACCACCAAAGCAUCAUCAAUGUUCCACAGUGAUCAUCAUAAGGCAAGCACCUGCUGGAGUUGCAUACAACUGACUACUUUAUUCAACUAUCAUGUUCUCAUUCCGUGAAGCAGUGAAAGAUCUCUUGGAGUAGGGGUUCCAGUAAUCUGAGUGGCACUGACAUUAUUAUGUGAAUGCCCCCUUGAUGUUAAUGGAUGACUGCUCCAUGAUCUGGGACAUUCACCGGUCUAGUUCUUCAGGAAAA